Messenger RNA from Siniperca chuatsi (mandarin fish), 3743 nucleotides. RefSeq lists its product as uncharacterized. NCBI's taxonomy places the organism in Eukaryota, Metazoa, Chordata, Actinopteri, Centrarchiformes, Sinipercidae. The transcript has 5 exons. The coding region runs from base 720 to 3611 and encodes 963 amino acids. The record is from RefSeq and is a predicted model, not a curated record.
UUGUGUGGUAUGGUAUGUACCAAAUAUAAAAUUAUUCCUUGAUUGCGGCUGUAAACAGCAUACUUUUCUUUUUUAGGAGAUCUAUUUUCUUAUCAUGGUCCGGCUUUGCCUCUCCCUCAACCCUAGUGUUUCCAGUUGUUCUCCUUCUUCCCUUGUGUUUCCUGUAUGUCCCCUGUUGGUUUCUGUCUGCAUCAGUGUGUGUGUGUGUUUGUGUGUGUUUGUGUGAUCUGGUCUAGGCGUGGCCUUCAUUCCCUCUCCUACACACCUGCAACCAACUACCAAUCAAGCCUUGUAGCCAAGGUUGGGCAGGCAGUCUUGAGUUGAUACAGAGUCUAUGCAGGCAGGCGAGCAGGUUCGGCAGGCAGGUUAUCAGCAAACAAAUACACAUAAGAAUGUAAGUCCAAGGCAGACAGACUGGCAGGCAGGGGAGGCAAGUUCGUAGGCAGACGGUACACAAAUCUGCAUACUGAAUGUGAGGAACAGAGGGUCACACCUCAAACCAGACAGACAAUCCCAGCACCCAGUAAGGAGUGCUGACAUUCCCAGCAUGCUGUUCUGCACGGCCGACUAUACAUUUACGGUAGGCAUAUUUUUAGUUAGGACAGCCCCUUAAACAUCUAAAAGCAGGUCAAUGACUCUUGGAGUGACAGUAUAUAGGAGCAGAGCUGCCUGCCUUCACACGGAUCACACAGAGGAUCACCAGUAUAAGGAGUUUGAAGAUGUCUAGUGAGAAGAACCCUGAGGUAGUUGGCUGCGACGCCUCUAUCAUGAGGAAUGUCUGGGAGAUCAGAGAGAGAGAGUAUGGACAAAAGAUGCAUCUGGAGCAGGAACGAAUAGAGAAGAGUGCUCUGCCCUCUAUUAACAAGGACUGGGAAAAUCGUCUAGCUGCCAGACUGGGUAACUACAAAAGGGUGGAGAGAAAAACUAAACCUGCUGAGAAUCAGACAGACAACGUCUGGAAGAGCAAGCGACCCCAGGUUCCUCCUAGUCAUCCUCAUGGUGCAGGUCAAGGUGUACACGGCAGACCAGGAGGCCACAGAAGAGGCUUCACCACUCCUGCCCCCAACUACAAGGACAAAAGGGGGCAGGACAAGAAUUUAAACAAGCUUCAGUUAUUCAUGUUCAUCACCCCGACUCAACCUUCUGCUAUGGUGUGGGGGAAGUCAUGGAAGUUCAACAAAUCCUUGCCAUUACCAGCAGAGGGCACUGCAGCUAGAUCAGACUGGGGCAAGUGCUGGAUGUUUGCUACCCAGCAGCCUUAUUCUGAAGAAGGAAAGCCUUGGUCAAACGGGCUCAACAUGAUAGAUUCUUACAGCCGUCAUCUCUGGAAGAAAUCUGAUUACAGGGUGGUGGAAUCACAAGAGCUAGACUUGAGUCUUCCCACUGAGGAGUGGCAGAUGUCCUGGAGAAAAUCUGAGAAAAACAAUAAGAAGGGGGAUACAUCUUCUGUAAAUGGAGAGAAUGUCCCCAAAUCUGGAUUCCUCACCUUGUUGGUGCAGACUCAGCACCACAAUGAAGCCUUGUGCUCAUCAGAGUGGAGUGAGUCAUGGAGAUCCACCAAGCCAGCAAGUCAGCAGGAUCAUUUUACAGUUCCAAAUGAUGGUCUAAUGAAUGAGUCUAUUGCUAACAAGCAGGAUAACGAUGGAGAGAUGAGCUCCAAGUGGGAAGAAUGUUGGAGGCUUGUCAACCACCAUGGCUGCAACAAAUCCAAGUUGCCUCAAGUUCAAAAAUCUCACAGUCCAGAGUGGGCCGAUUCAUGGAGAGCAGCCAUGGUGGUCUUCAACAACCACAAGAAUUCUGAUCCCUCUCUGAGGCAAGAUCACAGGGAUACCUAUGAUGAUUGCGGCCAGCAGAAAGAGUCACAUCUCCACAAAAUCAAGAAGUACAGAGAUCUGUACUUGCAGCUCUGCAAUGAAUUUAAGGCUCUCUCUGAGUGGAGCAAGUCAUGGCAGGUUACCAAAAACAACUCUAAAUCAUGUGAAGAAAUAGAGAAAGUCCUGAAGGUCUCGCCACCAAGGGUGGAGACUGCUUUGGAGGCUCAGAAGGUGGGGAAGAACCCAAAGUGGCAAUAUUCCACAUCAGAGAAAGCUGACUUAUGCUAUGAGCAGCUGAAACAUAAUGUGAUAUAUCGACCAAAGAGAGAAUUCACCCAAUCUAAGCUACUUCAUCUGAAACGCCUGGAAAAUGUCCUGUCUGCCUCAGAAUGGAGGGAUUCCUGGAAGACACUGAAACACAGAAUGAGGAUGGAGAGAAGAAUGAGGCCUGACCCUUUGAGGCCUUUCAGAGCAUCUGAGAAGGGAGGAGACAUGAAGCCUACUACCUCAGAGUGGAAAGACUCAUGGAAAUUCACCUGUCACCCUCUACCUCAGGAGCCUGAACUUUGGGAGCAGGGUUGGUCCAACACACCCCAAAUCCAAGAAGAUUGUGCGAGGGACCAGAACCACUUUGCACCUGUAGAACUCCCUAAGAAUGGGCCGACCGGGGAGCGGAGUUGGGGAGAAUCUUGGAGAUUAUUGAGGCCCCAGCACCAAUCAGAACCUGGGCAGGACAAGGCACAAACCAGCAAGGGAAGGUCAAGUGUGACUUCACACCAUCCUGACAAUUCACGGAUACACAGGAGGCACGCUAGGUCAGUUUCUGACUGGCAGGAAGUCUGGAUGGUCUCAGAAACUCAGUUCCGUCAUGACAUAUCCUCCUUAACCCAAUGGUGGGAAGCCUGGAAGUGCUUCGUCUUCCACACAGGGCACUGGACUGAGCAGGUGCCUAGAGAGAAAAAGGUGGAUGUGUUAAUGGAGAUCCAACCCCAGAAAGAGAAGAUUUCUUUGCUGACAGCCAAAGCUAAAAUGAGCUGGUCUUUUGACAACCAGAUGUUCAGGAAAAGAUAUCCUGAGAAACAGUGGAGCGCUUCAUGGAGAGCUGGGUCACUUCUGAAACAUCAACCAAGUCAUUAUGAAUCUUCAGGGAUACCUGGGAAAAGCAUGACCAGCACUACUCAGGAGCAACAUGCCACUGCUAAUGGGCAUGGAUCUAAGUGGGGAAGGUCGUUCAGGCUCGCCAACCCCAUGCCACAUGUGGAGCAACCCUGGGUGAAGUCCUCUGCUAACCCAUAUCACUAUACAGUCAUGUGGUCAAGAGGAAAGAAUAUACAAAAAAACAUCAACACCAACUUUAGCAACAACGCUGCAACCUUCAGGCUUUGGGGAAACUCCCAUCGGUUCCUGCAGGGGGCCAGUGCACAAAUCAAAGACAAAACUAAGUCUAAGGAAUCCGUUAACCCUAGGACGAUUAUCACAAAAAAGACCAAAACAAGGAGAAAUUUGUACUCCACCAUUGAGAAGGAGAAACAAUCAGAGAGGAAGUGGGCAGGAUGCCACCUGUUGGGUAAAACCCAACCACGUCCCAAGAAAGGCCCUCCUUCAGUAAAGAAGCUUAAGAUAGAGGAUGAAUACAAAGACAAGUUCUUUGAAGAGUGGGUAGAAUCUUGGAGGUUCUUUGUCCAGCCUGGUAGUCUGAAAAAGCAGAUGCCCAUCAAGUCGCUCUCAGGUUGGGAUGAGUCAUGGAAGUUCCUCCUUCCACCAUACCAGCCGAUGAACAGCCCCAAGACCAAAUAGAAGGCACGGCUCAGUCAACUUUUAGCUUAUUCAAAUCAGAUGGAUACAUAUUCUUCAGACUUCAAACAUCAGAUUACCUGAAGCAUUAACACUGGGCACAUACAUGUCAAUAAAUAAAAACUGAAUGCUUUA